Rhopalosiphum padi (bird cherry-oat aphid) is the source of this 5085-nucleotide messenger RNA. Its product is annotated as soluble guanylate cyclase 88E-like. Gene Ontology annotation, cellular component: guanylate cyclase complex, soluble. NCBI's taxonomy places the organism in Eukaryota, Metazoa, Arthropoda, Insecta, Hemiptera, Aphididae. The record is from RefSeq and is a predicted model, not a curated record. Gene Ontology annotation, biological process: response to oxygen levels; cGMP biosynthetic process; nitric oxide-cGMP-mediated signaling. Bases 336 to 3218 code for a protein of 960 amino acids. Gene Ontology annotation, molecular function: heme binding; guanylate cyclase activity; oxygen sensor activity. The transcript has 14 exons.
GUCGUCGGCCAGCUAUAUCGCCGCACGCACUGGUUGAUUCACACAUUUCGACGACGGUCUGCCCGUGCCGCACUAUGAUUCUGGUGGAGAUUUCACGUGCCGUCCGCUGAGGAGCCGCCGCGACGUUUUAUUCUUUUUUUCACGAAAAACCGACGACCACAAACGGCUUUGUAUAUAAUCGAUACUAAUCAGUAAUAAAACGACGAUCCGCCCAACACGCGAUACUAUUACACUGAUAUAAUAUAAUAUACGCACAUAUAAUAUCGUUGUUGUUAUUAUUAUUAUUGUUAUCAUUAUAAUAUUAUAAUCGCGGUGCGCAACAAAACACAUCAAAAAUGUACGGGCUUUUAUUGGAAAACCUCUCGGAGUAUAUAAAAAAAAUGUACGGCGAAGACAGAUGGGAAGAGAUUCGGCGAAUGGCCAAUGUGGACCAACCUAGUUUUAGUGUACACCAAGUGUAUUGUGAAACGCUUAUUCCACGACUAGCGAAAAAAUCCCAACAAGUGCUUGGAAUUACGGAAAAAGAAUUUUUUGAACAAAUGGGAGUUCAUUUCGUCAGUUUUGUCGGCCAAUAUGGUUAUGAUAGGGUACUAUCGGUAUUGGGACGACACAUGAGAGACUUUCUAAACGGUUUGGACAAUUUACAUGAAUAUCUUAAGUUUUCAUACCCAAGAAUGCAGGCGCCUUCGUUCAUUUGUGAAAACGAAUCUAGACAAGGAUUGACAUUGCAUUACCGUAGUAAACGCCGCGGUUUCGUGUACUAUACUAUGGGCCAAAUAAAGGAAGUGGCUAGGCAUUUUUAUCACAAGGAAAUGCGCAUUGAACUAGUUCGUGAAGAGAUUUUAAUGGAUACAGUGCACGUGACGUUUCAAUUGAAAUUUGAUAAUAGAGCGUUCACAUUAGCAUCGAUGACAAUGACAAGGGAGGAAAAACAUCUUCCAAUAAGUGCAUCGGUGCUGUUCGAAAUAUUUCCGUUUUGCAUUGUGUUCAGCUCCAAUAUGAUUGUUCAAAGCAUUGGCAACUCAUUGAUGGUCAUUUUACCAGAUCUAGUUGGAAAACGGAUUACUAAUUGGUUUGACCUUGUUAGACCUUUGAUAGCUUUUAAAUUUCAAACGAUUUUGAAUCGAACGAACAAUAUUUUUGAGCUAGUUACUGUUCAACCAGUGCUUUCUAAUCGACCAACAGACAGACACGUCAUUCUAAGCGAUGAAUCUUAUUUUUCCCCAGAAGAAAACAAACUUCGAUUAAAAGGACAAAUGAUUUAUAUGGACAAUUGGCAAAUGAUGAUGUACUUGGGUACGCCCGUGAUGCCUGAUCUCAAUGCAUUAGUUACUACCGGCCUAUACAUAAAUGAUCUCUCCAUGCACGACUUCAGCAGGGACCUAAUGUUGGCAGGGACACAACAGUCGGUUGAAUUAAAGCUGGCACUAGACCAAGAGCAGUUAAAGUCAAAAAAACUGGAAGAGUCGAUGCGGAAACUAGAUGAAGAAAUGAAGCGUACUGAUGAGCUGCUAUAUCAGAUGAUACCCAAACAAGUGGCCGAUCGACUGAGGUCGGGCGAAAACCCCAUUGACACAUGCCAAAUGUUUGACAGCGUGUCCAUAUUGUUUUCGGACAUUGUCACGUUUACCGAAAUAUGUAGCAGAAUCACCCCGAUGGAAGUGGUUUCAAUGCUUAACGCCAUGUAUUCUAUAUUCGACACACUAACUGAACGGAACAAAGUCUAUAAGGUGGAAACUAUUGGUGAUGCAUAUAUGGUUGUUUCGGGUGCACCGAUGACUGAAGACAAUCACGCAGAGAAGGUGUGUGAUAUGGCAUUGGAUAUGGUUGACGCCAUUACAGAUCUAAAAGAUCCGUCGACGGGGUCUCAUUUGCAAAUCCGCGUCGGCGUACAUUCCGGAGCAGUGGUAGCUGGUAUUGUCGGCUUAAAAAUGCCGAGAUACUGUUUGUUCGGUGACUCGGUCAACACCGCAUCUCGAAUGGAAUCUACGAGCGAAGCAAUGAAAAUUCAUAUAUCACAAACCACCAGAGAUCUGAUUUCAGCAUCGUACAUGGUCAAAGAGCGUGGUGAGAUUUAUGUGAAAGGAAAAGGCGCCAUGAAAACGUAUUGGUUGGAACACCGGGAAAGCCGACCACCAUUAAGCCGGGUGCUGCCGCUGGCCAAUUCCGAUUUACCAGAAUUGGAGUGGGAGCGUAGUGCCGAUACGGUAUUUGACAUUGUGGAACGCAACACUGACAUGACCAUGCAGUUGGCCGAAGACAGGAUCAGGACAUACUCGCCGGUAACAUUUCAAGAAGUGGCAAGACACUCGAUAUCGCGUUCACCAGUUAGAGAAUAUUAUCGAGAGUCCCGAUCGAAUUCAAUAAGUUGCACGCCCAUCGUGUCGCAGAAAGAGCUGCAACGGUUGACGUGUCUGAACAGGAGCUCGUCACCGCUGUCGCGGUUUGCGAGGAAAAUCGAACAGCUACCGAAGCCGCCGGACUGCACUUCCACUGCAGCUGUCGCGGUCGCCGUCCAGAGACACAGAUACGUGAGAAACGCGGUGGGCGGCCGUGGCGGCACGCAGACGGCUCCGUCGUCGCCGGAGACGCACAAGGAAGAGGACGUCACGGCCGAUUCGUCACCGCUACUUCCGGUAGCGUUUCCGGAACCACCCGCGGAGUCGGCGGCGAUUUCGCAGUCGCCACCGCCGCCGCCGCCGCCACCACCACCACCGCCACCGCCGCCACCGCCGCCGACCAUCAAGUCCAAUCCCGUACUGGUGCACGUGGCCGAUUACGUCUCGUCCGAUUGCGUGGACAGCGUCGAUUCAGACGAUCAGCGGUCGCUGCAGACCCGAGACGCGGACGACCUGGGUGGAUCGGACGUCGGAGCGGAGGACCACCCGCACCCUUUCCCCGAGUCAUCCGACGACGAUCUACCGCCGGACAACGACGACGACGACGAUUUGGACCUGUCUUCGGCCGGUCCCACCACUCCGCCGCCCAGAUCGUCGCCUUCGUCAGCGUCGCCGACCGACGCCGCCCGAGCUGUAGUGACCACGUCCAAGUCGGACGGGCAGAUAUACGGCCGGCGGCGGCGGUGUGCAGACGACGAACCCGACGACGACGCGAGCACGUCCAGUCUUAACCGGCAGACUCAGUGCUGCAUGAGAUUCAAAACGCACCCGAAGUCGUCCAGAAAGCGAUCGCAGUCCCACUCCUGCAAAUUGAUCUAAUAUGUCGUCGUGCAUCGCAUCACCCCAAAAAUUCGCUCGUGUAUAUAUAAUAUAUAUUAUAUUCCGCUUUUAUCACGCGCUGUUGUCCGCGAGUCGUAAAGUUAUACUAUAUAGGUACUAUAUAUGUAUUCUGUAUAUAUGUGUGUGUGUGUGUGUAAAUUGUUUUUAUUAAAAAUGUAGACUAUAGACUUGUCGUGGUAACCGACAUGCGGAUCGAUUGAAAUAAAAUCAUCAUAGUAUGUAAUAGAUUCAUUACCAUAUGCGAACACUGCCCAAUGUAGUCGAAAUCAUAUCGCAUUCAAUAUUCAUACAAUCAUAAUUAAAUUAUAUGCGCUUAAAUCGAUGGUAACGAUGUUUUGGGUUGUUUAUAAAAACCCGUUAAAGUUUAUUACCACCAAUACCUAGUCCAAACAAUUGAAUCGAUAUAAAAAAAAAAUUCGACAAAGUUUAAAAUUUCAUUGUACAAAUAUCAUACCACAAAUCAGCCCCCUCUCCCGGUUAGGUUAAAAAGUGUGCAACAACCGUGUAUAUGUUUAAAUUUCUCCAAAAUUAUCAAUAAAUUCAUCCUCCUUUAAAUUUAGUAAAAUAAACUGCAGAAAAGUAUGUGGCAUGAGUUUUUGAGAGUUUCUGCAUAUUUAAAGCUUCCGGUUUAUUUUUCUGAAGCCUCAUACUAAACUGUUGUCAUUUUAGAUAGCAUAUCAUAAUCACAUGUAUACCUAUAGAUAAUAAAGUGGUGGAUUUUGUGUGUGUGUGUGUGUGUGUGUGUGUGUGUGUGUGAGUGAUACGAGUAAAAUGUUUACAAUCAAAAUAUCAAAUUAAAGAUAUUAGUACAUUUUAUUUACAUGAGAAUAGUAUAAUAUUUCAAUAACCUAUUUUAAAUAUAAAACACAAGUAUGAAAGACCAAAAAAUAAAAAAAAAUAUAGGUAUUCAUGUAUUGAAUUGUAAUUUUUUUUUUUACUAAUAUUCGUUCUUGACCGAUUAUGUAUAUGUUUUGCAUAUUAUCUUCUUAUUAUAUUAUACAACAAUAGGUUUAGUUCCUAAUUAUUACUUGAAUUUCUUUAAUAUUAAUAAUAUUAUGUAUAGUAAUUUUUUCAAUAUUAAGUUAGAUAAUUUUAAAUCUAUACCUUAUAAGAUUUACGUUUUCCGUGAAAAAUUGACAGGCCUCUAACAUUUUUUUAACGAUCCCACAUGGGACGAAUACAUAGCUGAAAUGAGAAACAUUCCAGGAAUAAUAUAAUCAGAACUGAGUUUAUUUUCAAUCUCUCCCAAUAGACUAUCUUUUUUUUAAAUUAAUUUUAUCAUACGCAGUGGUUUAGGUAUCAUAUAAAAUAUGUAUUCAUAACUAUUUAUUUUCUAAGGAUUUAUAAAUAAUUCAAUAAAUAUGUUAUUCUGAUAUCAUUUAUUAAAUUAAAUAGAUUUUUGCAACGACUUAUUUAGAUAAGUAUUAUCUAAUCAAUUAAUUUAAGUUUCCCAUUUCAAAAAUAAAAUGUCCCGUUAAAACAUUUGUGUAAUAUUGUAAUAAACCUCAGAUUUUCAGAUUUUAUAAAUUAUAUAUUAUUAUGUUUUGUACUCUUGGUUUCAAUAAUUAUUUUAACUAGAUUUAGAUGAAUAGAUAAAUCACAAAGUUGGCAUGUUCGAUUGAAUCGGCCAAAAUAAUUUAGCUGGUAAUUUUCGAACUUUUAAUUUGUACAUUAAUUUACUUAUCUUUGAUACUUUUAACUAUGAGUGGUUUGAAUUUGUUUUAAAAUUAUAUACAUUGUUUAAGUUCUCUUACAAUUGAAUAAUUUACUUUUGUAUACAUUAUAAGUCAUAUAAAUACUAUACUUUGUUUUAUAUUAUAAUAUAUCGCCAUUUAUAUUAUCCACA